AUGGGCGUUGAUUGCUCAUCAAAUUCAAGGAUAUAUUCACUCGGUGAAACUACUAUUGUUUAUUUUGCAGGGAAUAAUAUUGUUAUUUAUAAUUGGGAGCUGAAAAAGCAGAAAUUUUUACAAUGCACUGAUAUAUCACGUGGUGCCAUUAAAUGUACAGCGAUUUCUCCAUCAACUCAGAGUGGUCAAGUCUUUUUAUCUUAUACAUUAGAACUAAAUUCAUCGAUUAUUUACAUUGUAGAACUAAAUUCGCUUAAGCAUUAUCGGUCUAUUACAAUUCCGAACUCAACAAUAUCAUUUACCGCUCUCGCUUUUAGUGAAGGCGCACAUUAUUUAGCUGCAUUGGGAAAUACAGAUUCACAACUCUUUAUUUUCGAUGCAUCAAGCGGAUCACUAAUCACUUCCCAGAAAGUUUCGGAAAAUUUAUAUAAUACAAACGUUAAUUUUGUUUCAUUUCAUCCAUAUGAUGAAAAUAUGAUUUGUUGUACUGGUAAGGGAGUUUACAAACUCAUUGAACGUAACAAUAAAGAAUUUGAUUACAAAGAAACUCCACAAUUAGAUCAAUAUAAUAUAAAAGAACAUAUUUUUGCUGGUACUGAUAAUUGCGUUAUUGUAUCUACUGUAGAUGGUCAUCUUUUUAAUCUUGAUUCUCCUGAUACUCCAAUGCAAAUCCAAUUAAAGAAUAAUUCAAACGAGCCUAUUACAAAUCUUACUCCAACACUCAAAGGUUUUGUUUGUAUAACAGGUGGAAAUACUAUUCACUUCUUCGAAAAUCAAUCAGAUUCAAAAAAUUUCAACGAAAUAAAUUCAGUCGUUGUAGAUGAGAACAGCACGAUCAUUUCCUUAACAAUUUCACCAGGAGGAGAUAAUCUAGUAGUUCUUAUGAACGAUGCACGACUUAUUGCAUUAAAACUUGAUAAAACAAAAUCAAAUUUAAAUCCCAACAAAGAAUUCAUUACAAUACUCCCAUCCCAUAACAUUGGUUCUAUUGUUGAUAUGGACACUGCAUCAAGAAAGCAACUUCUAGUUACUUGUGGUGAAGAUCAAUCAAUUCGAGUUUUAAACUACGAUAAAAUGUAUUACGAAGUUGUCCAUUACUGCAAUGAUACACCAUUACUUGUUUCCUUCCAUCCAAAUGGUAAUUUAAUACUUGUAAGCUUCCCAGAAAAAAUUUCUAUUUUUGGAGUUUCAGGAAAUGACUUAAUUGUACAGCAAGAACUCAAUAUAAAAGGCUGUACUAACUUGAGAUUCUCUCAUAGUGGCCAGCACUUUGCUGUGGCUGUCCAAAAUACUGUUUCUGUUUAUUCAUCAAAUUCAUUUAAACUUUCUAUCACAAUUAAGUCCCAAGGACAGAAGAUUUCUUCAUUCUCAUGGUCCACAGACGAUUCUCAUCUCAUAACAUGCGAUGUUAGCGGUCAAAUUGGAAUUUGGGUUGUCAGAUCUGGAAAAUCUCGAACUCCACCAGCCCUCCAACAAAUAAACCACUUUAUUUCCAUUGUUGCAACCGAUCCAACAUGUACUCGUUGCUAUGGAAUCACUUCUCCUGAUUUCACAUUACGAGAAACAGAAGAAACUCAAACAAAGAACUUACUUGAUCUUAAAGAGAACACGAAUCAACUUCUAAUGGGUCCUUCCAACAGAUGUCUCUUUGUUUCAACGGGAAAUGGCUCAAUAAGGACAUAUUAUUUCCAAGCAAACCAAGUUUUCCCUUCUUCCGAUUCCUACAACGAAAUAAAAAUAUGUAGAACUCCUGUAACACGUAUUAUCAGUUCUGGAGAUAACCAGUAUCUCUUUGCAACAGAUGAAGAAGGAGUAAUAACUAUGUUAAAAGUAAUUUGUCCUCAAACAAGAGUCAUUAGAUCAAAAACAGCAAAUACAGGCGGAGUAAGAACACCAAGAUUGUAUCAAACAAGGGAAAUUAAACAGAGUUACAUACAACCAAGUAAUUCUAGGAAUAUUCAAACAUUGCAAUCAAAUGGUGAUUUGAAUCAAACAUCAUUACUUAAGACAUUAUAUAAUUCAUUGAUAGAAAUCAUCAAUAAAUUGUUGGCUCACAAUAAUGCAACAAUUAGUUUUAGAACAGGAAUUUCAGCUCAAGUUCAAGAGAACCAAAGAUUGUUUGGUGCUUUCCUUCAACAAUCAAUCAAACAAUUUAAUACAAGUCCUGUUCUUCAAAGAGGUGUCAAGCCAGGAGAUGUAGCAUCCGGUGGAUUGCAACAAUCCGCAUUUCCUUUCCUCAAAUCGUGGAAAAACUUUGCGAAAUCAUUGAUUGAUAUCCAAAAUUCUGGUCCUGAAGCGAUUCGUAAAACAAUUGACCAGAAUUUUACAUUGAUAUCAACAGCUUUAGAAAGCGUUUCACAGUUUAUCACUGGAAAGAGUACAAUACAUAAUUCUCCAUCAAGAAACAUCAUUGCGAUGAUAAAACAGAAUAAUUUGUUGUUGCAAGAAUCACAUGCAGCUGUUUCUAAUACAAGCGAUUUGGAACAACUGAAAAAUUGUGCGAACAAAGUGAAAUCAUUCUCAAGAUUAUUGAAUGAUUGUUUCGCACAAGAAAUAAGUCAGUUCAACCUUCCAAACAAUGAAAUUGUUAGAAUCAGACAAAGAACAUACACUGCGUGUUGCGAUAUCAUUUCUUCCUUGAAAGGAGCUUAUUUGUUCGAAAUGGAUAUGGGAGCAUUGUUAAAUAAUCUUGAUGAAUUCCAGGAUUGUUUAACAAUUAUGUUGGAAAGAUUAGAUCUUCCAACAACUUACAUUUAUCGUAGAGACAUUCCUCAAAAGAAUGAAGAAGAAACUCGGGAAGUUGUUGAAUUCGAAGAAGCAGAAGAUAUAAACUUUUCCGGUUUUUCAACUGCUUCUUUGCUCGCUCAAUACGGAUUAACAAAUAUCCAAGCAAUCUAUGGAAAUGGUGACAGAUUAACUGAACUUUUGAAUUUACUUGGAAGUCUUGCAAAAAAUACAGAAGAUGAAAACGAAAAUCUCAAAAACAAACAAGUCCAAAUCGAACAAGAUGAUAGAGAUUUGCAAGAAUACAUUCACAGAGAAUCCCAGAAUUUCAUGAAAAAGCAAAAACUGUUGGAACAAGAAAUAACAAGGCUUAAAUCAAUAAUUGAUACUCAAGAAGAUGAAAUAAAUCAAUUAAGAGAUCGGAAAAACGAUAAUGAAUAUAAACAAGCUCUUAGAAACGUCGCAAGGAAACUUGGAGGCGUAAUGAAGGAAGAAGAACUUAAUUUCCCUCCUGAUGAUGACGAUGAUGAUCAAUUGAUUUCAAAAGUUGAUGCUUUAACUGUUUAUGUUGUUGAAAGAAAAUGUCAGAAAUGUAUACAACAUAAAAGAGAAGAAGAAGCAAUGAGAAAGAUAUUAUCUGAUAUUGUUUAUGAUGAUGACAUGUCUUUCAUGGAUAUUAUAAAGCAUGUCAACCAAAAAUUCAUUGACAAAAAUGAAGAAAUCCAAAAAAUGGAAGAAGAAAAACAAAAAUUAUCUGAAAAAAUUGAACAUUUGAUGCAAGCAUUUAGAGAAAUUUUGAAGUUCUAUAGAAGACCAAUUGUUGAUCAAGACAAUAUCUAUAACGAAGCAAUAAAUGCUGCAAUGGAUUUCAGCAAUGAAUUGCAAAGACAACUCGAUAGUUUAUCGAAACUUAAAGAAGAAGAAUUGAAUCAUUUUGCGGAAAAUAUUUCCACGAAAUUCAAACAUUUAGUUGAUAUCAAUAAUCCUAAGGGAACUCCUGUCCAACAAGCAGUGCAAAUCACUGAUUUAGCGUUAGUUGAAAUAGAGAAAGAUAAGAAAGAAAAAGAAAACGCAAACGAGUUGUUGAAAGACGUAAUUCGAAGAGUUUCUCAGUUCUUGAAAGUCGAAAUAAAUAAUAGCCAAGAAGAUGUAAUUAAGAAUAUUAUUGAGGCUUUCGAUAAAUGGGAAAAUCCUUUGAAGAAACCUUUGUUCGAAUCAGAAACACAAAACAAGUUUUUGAUAACAUCAAUUGAAGUUAUUAAUAACAGAUUCAGGGGAGUUUCAAGUGCUGAAGAGAAGAAAACACAGAAAAUGUCUCCACAGAACUUAGUUAACCAGACAAUAAAGAUGCUCGAGAAGUUCCAGGAUGAUGUAGAGAAAAGAAUUACUGAUUUAACAGUUCUUCAACAAAAGAGACAGGAUUUCAGGAUUUGUCUUGAAAAAGUUGAUCAUUUAGCACAUAAAUUCAUUGGCCUUGAAGAUAUCGAUUUGUCUACAUUGAGAGAUGAAGAAUUAUGUGAUAGAUGUGUUACUUUUGUUGAUAAAAUCACAUCUAAUCAAGCAAAUCCUCAAUUUUUGUCUGCAAACGAAUUGAAUGAAAUGUUCACAAGUGUUUAUGAUUUAGUUCCUGUAACAACAAGAAGCGAUCCUCGGAAAUAUAUACCUGAAGUUUGCGCAGCUUUUAUAUCAUUAAACAACACAAUAAUCGCUUUGAAACCAUUUGCAAGUAUUUUGAAUGAAAUAUUUACAACAUUUGAUUGCAAAUUCUCAUCUUACAUUCCUGGAUCUGAGCCUGCAAAGAACUUAAGAAAUCAAAUAAUGAGAUUACACUCAGCUUUGUCACAAAUCCAGCCAUCAAAGAUUAAUUCCUUUGUUUUCUUAAUUGUUUCUAGAUUUAUCACACUUUUGUCUUCUUUCUUAUCUGCUUUAACCGCUUUCUCCUACUCAGAGAAUGAUGAACAAGCAAAGUCGUUCAUGUACGCACUUCAACAAGAAAAUGAGAAGCUUAAUUUACAAUUAAAGCAAAGAAAAACAACCUAA
Trichomonas vaginalis G3 is the source of this 4764-nucleotide messenger RNA. Its product is annotated as cilia- and flagella-associated protein 57 family. The coding region runs from base 1 to 4764 and encodes 1587 amino acids. The record is from RefSeq and is a predicted model, not a curated record. Gene Ontology annotation, molecular function: protein binding. NCBI's taxonomy places the organism in Eukaryota, Parabasalia, Trichomonadida, Trichomonadidae. The transcript has a single exon.